ACAAUGAAGACACCAUUCGUCUUAUUAUUACUUUCUCUCCUUCUCAUGACCAUCUUCCUUUCCGAAGCAAGAGUGCUUCAACCAAAUAAAACACAAAGCUCACUCAACAUAAAAACCUCACAAAACACACAAAGCCCGGUACUUGAUAUGUACGGAAAGAUUGUUCGGGUUGGUGUCAAGUACUACGUUGUACCACUUCUCCAGGACCAAGGCGGUGGGUUGGACCUAGCUUCCACUGGUAGUCAGAGUUGCCCACAAAGUGUGGUUCAAGAUGAUCCUUACUGGUGGGGAAACACGAUGCAGUUCUACCCAGUUGAUCCGAAGAAAGGUGUGGUUCGUGAAUGGAGUGACCUCAACAUUGAAUUCCCGGACGCAUACACUAUGGGAUGUCCAGAGAAUAAUGUUUGGACGAUAGUUGGCGAUCUCUCGGUGUAUGAUGAUUCUCAUUACAUAACAGCAGGUGGAGAAAAAGGAAAUCCUGGUUCACAAACCCUAAACAAUUGGUUCAAGAUUGUAAAAACAACAAAUGCUUACAAGCUCAUGUCUUGUCCAGAUGUGUGCUAUUACUGCUCAUACAACUGCCGUGAUGUUGGCAUUUCGGUGGAAGGUGGACAAAAGCGUUUGGUUCUUAGCGAUACCCCUCUUGAAAUCAACUUUAGAAAGGCCUAAAAAUGGUUACAUUUCUCAUGUUGAUAGCAGAGCUAUAUAUAACAAAAUUGGAUUUACACACAAAUAAAUCAGUA
This is a messenger RNA of Ipomoea nil (Japanese morning glory), 743 nucleotides long. Its product is annotated as kunitz trypsin inhibitor 2-like. The transcript is spliced from 2 exons. The record is from RefSeq and is a predicted model, not a curated record. Lineage: Eukaryota; Viridiplantae; Streptophyta; Magnoliopsida; Solanales; Convolvulaceae. The coding region runs from base 4 to 669 and encodes 221 amino acids. Gene Ontology annotation, molecular function: endopeptidase inhibitor activity.